Molecule: messenger RNA, 1621 nt
Organism: Acomys russatus (golden spiny mouse)
Lineage: Eukaryota; Metazoa; Chordata; Mammalia; Rodentia; Muridae
Gene: Slc46a2
Product: solute carrier family 46 member 2
Exons: 4
Coding region: 111-1544 (477 amino acids)
Biological process (GO): transmembrane transport
Cellular component (GO): membrane
Molecular function (GO): transmembrane transporter activity
Source: RefSeq, a predicted model, not a curated record
CUCAGCUCUUCUCCCAAGGCAAGCACCUGAAACCGCACUCUCUGGGACUGAGUCCUGGCCUUCUGUAAGCAGCCAAAUUUGGGAGCCCUGUCUCCUAUCACACUGGUCACAUGGGUCCCGGGGUCACCUGCCCAUGGGGCAGCCGGCUUUCUGGCUUCCAGGUGAGGACGUGGAUCGAGCCUGUGGUGGCUUCAACCCAGGUGGCCAGCUCCCUCUACGAUGCAGGACUACUCCUAGUAGUGAAGGAGUCUUUCGCAUCCGGGGAUGGAGGCGCUUCUAAUAAUAGUGCCAGCUACUCGCUCAGGGGGCAUCAGGAGGACCAACAACAGAAGGCCGUCUCCAAUUUCUACAUCAUCUACAACCUCGUGGUGGGCCUGACGCCCCUGCUGUCUGCCUAUGGACUGGGCUGGCUCAGUGACCGCUACCACCGCAAGAUCUCUAUCUGCACGUCGAUGCUGGGUUUCCUGCUGUCCCGCACUGGACUCCUGCUCAAAGUGAUGCUGAACUGGCCGGUGGAGGUGAUGUACGGAGCAGUGGCGCUCAACGGGCUAUGCGGGGGUUUCUCCGCUUAUUGGUCCGGGGCCAUGGCACUGGGAUCCCUGAGCUGCUCUGAAGGUCGUCGCUCCUUGCGCCUCAUGCUCAUCGAUUUGGUCCUGGGUUUAGCCGGGUUCUGUGGGAGCAUGACCUCGGGGCAUCUCUUCAAGCAGAUGGUUGGGCACUCGGCGCAUGGCCUCCUAUUAACUUCAUGCAGCGUGGGCUGUGCGGGGUUUGCCCUUUUCUACAGUCUCUUUGUGCUGAAGGUCCCUGAGUCUGGGUCCAAGCCCAACAAGGUGCACCCUACCGUAGAUACUGUGUCUGGCAUGGUGGGCACCUAUCGAACUCUGGAUCCGGAUCAACAAGACAAGCAGGAUGUACCAGGGACCCCUCCAACUCCUGGGAAAGGGAGGACUUCCCGAAACAUUGUUGUCCUGCUAUUUGUGGGUGCCCUCGUCUAUGACGUGGCCCUUGUGGGCACAGUAGAUAUCAUGGGCCUUUUUGUGCUAAAGGAGCCUCUCAGUUGGAACCAAGUGCAGCUGGGCUACGGGAUGGCUUCUGGAUACAUGGUCGUCAUCACCAGCUUCUUGGGUGUCUUCGUCUUCUCCCGCUGUUUCCAGGACACCACGAUGAUCAUAAUUGGGAUGGUUUCCUUUGGGUCUGGAGCCCUUCUCAUGGCCUUUGUAAAGAAGACGUACAUGUACUUCAUUGCCCGAGCCAUCAUGAUGUUUGCACUUAUCCCCACCACAACCAUCCGAUCGGCCAUGUCCAAACUCAUAAAGGACUCUUCCUAUGGGAAGGUAUUCGUCACACUGCAGCUAUGUCUAACCCUGACCGGGGUGGUGACAUCCACCAUAUAUAACAAGAUCUACCAGCUCACCCUGGACAAAUUCAGCGGCACCUGCUUCAUCCUCUCCUCCAUACUCUCCUUCUUGGCUACUGUCCCAAUUGGCAUUGUGGCCUACAAACAAGCCCUGAGGAAGCAACAAGGAGAGAGCACAGAGAAAUGAAGCAACUGAAAACACCAGCGUUGACCAGGUUCUGCCCAUGAAACCCAAGUCCCAGCCUUCCAAUGACCGGCUGUGGC